Lethenteron reissneri (Far Eastern brook lamprey) is the source of this 3715-nucleotide messenger RNA. RefSeq names its product MMS19 nucleotide excision repair protein homolog. The record is from RefSeq and is a predicted model, not a curated record. Gene Ontology annotation, cellular component: cytosolic [4Fe-4S] assembly targeting complex; MMXD complex. NCBI's taxonomy places the organism in Eukaryota, Metazoa, Chordata, Hyperoartia, Petromyzontiformes, Petromyzontidae.
CGCUGCCUACCGCUAAGCGCCACAUUGACUCCACAUGGCCGUGCCGCCAGAACAGCAGCAAUGGAGCGAGCGUGUCCACCUCUCCGGGCUGCUCGGCCUCGCCGUGGACGGCAGGGACGCGUCGGCGGCUCGCCAGAUUGCCGCGGAUGUCGCCGAAGGAAAAUGCUCACUGCUGGACCUGGUGGAUAAUAUGGGGGUCUAUCUCACUCACACGGAGACUGAGAUCCGUGCGCUGGGGACCCGCCUGCUCUCCGACGUCCUACAGCACAACUUGCGCAAGCUGCAACCCAAAGAGCUGGAAGUCCUCGCCUUGUUCUACGUUGACAAACUCCAGGACCAUUACACCGUCCUGCCCGGCGUGCUGCAAGGAUUUGUCGCAUUGAGCAGCGCCCCUAAUCUUCCCGUGGGGCUCGAGGUGCGGGUGCUGAAGGCCAUCUUCCAAGAUGUACACGUUCAGUCCCUGGUCUACUCUGAUCGGCGGAGCGUCUACAACAUCAUCGCCAACUUCAUGGAGACCAAAGAGCCAGAGCUGAAGGCACUCGGUACGGACUUCACGUACGGCUUCGUCCAGGCCACGGACGGGGAGAAAGACCCACGCAAUCUUCUCAUCUCCUUCCGUAUCGCCCACGGCAUCGUGUCACGCGGGUACCAGCUCGGGAGUUUUGUGGAAGAACUCUUCGAAGUGACCUCCUGCUACUUCCCCAUCGACUUCACGCCGCCGACCACAGACCCGCAUGGCAUCACCGCCGAGCAGCUGGUCCUGGGACUCCGGGCUGUGCUCAGCUCCACACCAAAGUUUGCCGAGUUCUGUCUGCCGCUUCUGCUGGAAAAGUUGGACUCGGACAUCAACAGCGCUAAAGUCGAUGCCCUGGAAACGCUGAUUUCCUGCUGUGAAGUGUACACGUCCGUGGAACUUGCACCCUCCCUCCCUAGCCUGUGGGCCUCCAUCAGACGAGAGGUUUGCCAGGUGGGCGGCAGCGGCAAGGUGGAGGGCGCCGCCCUGCGGGCCCUGCGAGCCGUCCUGGUCUCCCUUUCGCGCUCGGUGGUGCCCGCCGACGCCGAUGACCCCCUGACUCCCUUCCUCUGCCAGAUUCACGAAGAUUGCCGGCCUCCGCUCUUGGGCGCCGACAUGGCCCUGGUGUGGCCGAGCGCCAAGCUGCUGCAGGCGUGCUGCGGGGCGUCGUACCGCGCCUGUUCCGUCACCGUCUCGGCCAUCCUGCCUCUGCUGCUGCAGCAGUACGAGGAGCACCAGCAGCUGGCAAAGCGGCACACGGUGCUCGGCAUCCUGCGUGGAUUCCUCACCAAGUGCCUGGACGUCGCGUCCACGGAGGAAGUGGACAGCCCGGUCGCCCCGUUGGUCGAGCGACUGUGCGAGCUGCUGUACGGGGCCGUGACGGAUGCCGGCGUGCAGCUGCGGUGCGCCGGUCUCGCCACCCUCACCGUCCUGGCCAGGCUGCCCGCUUGCCUCGCGCAGGCAGACAUCAACUGCGUCGUGGGCCACAUCACGCGGCUGCUUGUGGAGGACUCUGACGAGCAAGUCAAUGGCGCUGCCAUGCAGGCGACCUCUGCCCUGGCUCCUCUUCACACUGACGCCUUCCUUGGCCUGGCUGUUCCGAGACUGCUCGAGAUUCUACACUCAGAUGAUGAGCGCUCCAGGAAGGCCUUGCAGUGCACGGAGCGCCUGUGCUGCCACCCGCGCCUCACCUCCGCCCUCGUUCCGCACCUCCUGUCCUUCCUCGGCUCCACGGGCACAGAGGAAGCUGCGCUGGCGGCAUGCGCCACCCUCCUGUCUGUGGCCGAGGCUCGGAGCGGAGUCGAAGAUUGCCGGCGCCUCCUCUACACCACGGCCGUGCCGCACCUCCUACGCCUGGCCGUGUGCGCCACGCUCCCGUCGAGACGCGCCGCAGAAUUCUUGCGCUCCGAGGAGGUCGUGGCUUCCAUCGCGAAGGUCCUGAGCACCUUGUCGAGCCGGGCGGCGGAGAGCAGCUGGGCGGAUGGCAUCGUUUCCCAAAUCGUGUCCUUAUUCCUGGACGGAGACCUGAGCCUCCUGCAGGAGGAUGGUGCAGCCGCAGCCUCCUUCCAGCCGCUCCACGCGGAAUCUCCGACGCCGCAGACGCAGCUGACGGUGCUACUCUCCGCGUGCCUCUCCUUCCUGCCCCGAACGGUGGCCGUGCCGUCCCAGGACCGACUGCUGCGGGCGCUCGUGCACCUGUGCUGCUGCUCGCUGCACGAGCCCACCUACUCGGCCUCGGCGAGCUGUCUCGCGGCCCUGCUCAACAAACACCCAACCGGGGAGGAAUUGGAUUCCCUGCUGGACGACUUCCUGGACAGAGUUCAUCGCGGUCUUCUGCCCUCCGAGCCCGCCGCUGAGCGGAGGAGAGCCCUCGUCUCGCUGCUCUGGCUCACAAAGGCGCUGGUGAUAAGAUAUCAUCCCACAGCGACCUUCUUGGUGAACCAGCUCGUACAGCUGCUGAGCGACCCGGAGCUGGGGCCGGCGGCGGCCGAUGGCUUCGCGCUGCUGACGAACGACACGGACGGAGAGCUGAGCCCCGCGGCGCACGCGGACGUGCGCCCGCUCUUCCGCCAGCGCGUGUACACGGAGCACGGGCACGUGCUGCUCCUGCAGCUCGCUUCCGCCCUGCCUGAUCACAAGGCGCACUGCCUGAGGGCGCUGUCACAUCUACUGGGAUCCCUGCCCAAGCAAGUUGUCCUCUCCGAAAUGCCCACGCUGUGCCCCGUGCUGCUGGACUCGCUGAGCUCGGCGGACGCGACGGUGCAGCGGUCGGCGCUCUCCCUGCUGCGGGAGGCGCUGUGCGACGCGCCGCUCACCCUGAGCGCGCACGUCGACACGCUCGUGACGCGCCUCCUGCUGCUCUGCGGCAGCGCGGCCAUGAGAGUGAGGAUGGGAGCCCUUCAGUGCAUCUGCGCGUUGGUGCAGCUGCCAGCGCACGUGGUGCUGCCGCACAAGCAGGCGGUAAUACACGCGCUGGGCACGGCACUGGAUGACCACAAACGGCUGGUGCGCAAGGAGGCCGUGGAAGCUCGGACCGCGUGGUACAUGCUGGGCUGCUGACAGGCGCCUUCCUCGCACCUGGAAAGACCUCCACACCGAGCAGCCGACCCGCAAACAGAUUGCCCUUAAUCCUAAUCGCUCAUCUUCUUUUUGGAUUCGCCCACUGCGAAGAUUGGAUCCCCCCCCCCCCACCGCCAUGCCAUGUGUUCUGCCCAAGGCAUUAGACCCCGCUUGGUCUACGACGGCGGGAUGCUCGGAGUGGGGUGAGAGAGGUGUGGGGAAGAUGAGGGAGCAGGAGGAGGAGGGGAGGAUGACGAUGAAGGCAGGCAACAUGACCUCCCUCUCUGCCUGCUCACUCCCACCAAUCUUGGGCGUGACCUCUUCCUGCAACCCGCAGCGAUCAGUAACGUUUUAAAUCUGCGCAAUAUACACGCAGCCGGCCCCCCGGGGGUUAAGAGGCUUUACUGCGAAUUGUAAUUAAGCCGUCGGGUUCGCCGCCGCCGCGAGGAUUGGCUGCCCAGUGGAAGGAGGACAAGGUGGAUUCAGCCGCACCCUCCGCUGUUCCGCGAGCAUUUCACAGCGCGGAUGAGACAGGGGCGUGUUGUUUGUUGAAUUAACGCAAAGGCCUUUUUUGUACCUUCCCCCCUCCCCACCCCCACCCGUGCAAUCGUGCUAAUUAAAGGUUUUUGUGGAGCGUGCCAA